This is a messenger RNA of Clarias gariepinus (North African catfish), 6164 nucleotides long. Its product is annotated as inactive dipeptidyl peptidase 10-like. The transcript is spliced from 26 exons. The record is from RefSeq and is a predicted model, not a curated record. NCBI's taxonomy places the organism in Eukaryota, Metazoa, Chordata, Actinopteri, Siluriformes, Clariidae. The coding region runs from base 349 to 2733 and encodes 794 amino acids. Gene Ontology annotation, molecular function: dipeptidyl-peptidase activity; serine-type peptidase activity. Gene Ontology annotation, biological process: proteolysis.
AGCACCAUCAUCAUCAUCAUCACACGCUGCUGCUUUCUUGAUCACGGCUGAAAUCUCUAAAUUCUCUUAAUUUUCUCUGCUGGAAUUAAGGGGGGAAACAGCACAGCAGACGAAGGAGAAGAAGAAAGAGAAAGAGAAGGAGAAGACGUUUCCGUUCAUGUUCGCCUGUAAAUAGCGCGCACUGGCCGCGUCGGGACGCCGCGCGCGCUCCACCAAAUACCCGGCUCAUCUGAACACGCUCAACCCGAACAGCUCUCCUGAUCCUCUCUAUAGUUCAGUAGUGUUCGGGGAGAUCUGUGACAGUGAAACUGCCUGCUGCCACCUCGACACCGGCGACAGGAUUUAAGCAUGACGGCCACCAAGGAGCAGCAGAUCCAGAGAGCCAGUGCGCAGCAGGACGAGGACUUGGGAGGAGUGAGUCCUCCUCAGAGAAACUGGAAGGGGAUCGCCAUUGCCUUGUUGGUCAUUCUGUUGGUCUGUUCGCUUAUAACCAUGUCCGUCAUUCUCCUCACUCCAGCGGACACUCUGGCUGGCAGUGACACUAAGCUGACAGUGGAGGAUCUGUUUAGUCCUGAUUUCUAUGUGCACGAUCCUGAGGCUCGCUGGAUUAACGAAUCUGAAGUUAUCUACAGGAACCGCCAUGGCCAUGUGAUUAGGUUCAACAUCCUUACAAAUGAAACAGAGAUCAUCCUGAUGAACAGUACAUUUGUUGCUUUUAAAGCCACCAAAUACUCAAUAAGCCCUGAUAUGAAGUAUGUGCUCUUUGCAUAUGAUGUUAAACAGAUUUACCGGCACUCCUUCACAGCUUCCUACAUCAUCUACAAUAUUCACACCAGGGAGGUGUGGGAGUUGGAUCCUCCAGAGGUGCUUAACUCUAGAUUGCAGCAUGCUGCUUGGGGAAUGCAGGGACAGCAGCUGGUGUAUAUCUUUGAGAACAAUAUAUAUUACCAGUCAGACGUGAAGAGCAACUCACUCAGGCUGACUUCGUCAGGAAAAGAGGGUGUUGUGUACAACGGCAUUGCUGACUGGCUCUACGAAGAGGAGAUUUUGCAUACUCAUGUCGCUCACUGGUGGUCUCCUGAUGGAGAGCGAUUGGCGUUCCUGGUGCUGAACGACAGUCUGGUGCCCAACAUGGUUCUGCCCACAUUUACAGGAGCGAUGUAUCCCAAAGGCAGACAGUAUCCAUAUCCUAAGGCAGGUCAGCCCAACCCCAUGGUUAAACUGUUUGUGGUGAAUCUUUAUGGACCAACACACACCCUGGAACUCACGCCCCCUGAUGGGCUCAAACUCAGGGAGCACUAUGUAGUGAUGGUGAAGUGGAUCAGUAAGACUAAGACUUCAGUCAGGUGGAUGAAUCGAGCUCAGAAUAUCUCCAUACUGACUGUGUGUGACUCUACUACUGGAGCCUGUGUCAAGAGACAUGAAGAGACAUCAGAGCUCUGGCUCUCCAAACAGGAUCAGAAGCCUUUUUUCUCACAGGAUGGAAGCCGUUUCUUUCUAACCGUACCUGUAAAGCAGGGUGGCCGUGGAGAGUUUCAUCAUAUCGCAAUGUUCACUACACAGGUUAGGGUGGAUCAAAAUGAUGUACGUCACCUGACAUCAGGUAACUGGGAAGUGACUGAGAUUCUGGCCUACGAUGAAAACUCCCAGACCAUAUAUUUCCUAAGCACUGAAGGAUCCUCAAGAAGACGGCAGCUCUUCAGUGUGUCCACAGUUGGUCUUUUCCCACGGCGAUGUCUGACCUGUGACCUGAACAAGGCCCACUGCACUUUCUUUAGUGCUGACCUCAGUCCAACACAACAGCAUGUUAUACUGAACUGUAAAGGACCUGGAGCCCCUACGGUCAUCGUCCAUACACUAAACACAGCCAAUUAUUUUAUUCUGGAGAAUAAUUCCCUCCUGAAAGCUGCUCUGAGAUACAAGAGAAUCCAGAUCACUGAGUAUAAAACCCUUCAGACUGACCGCUUUGAUCUGCCGCUAAAGAUUUCCUUCCCGCCAGACUUCUCUGACUCACGCCAUUAUGGGCUACUGCUGAUGAUAGACAGCGUUCCUGGGGGUCAGCAGGUGGAUGACCAAUACUCAGUGGACUGGGACUCUGUACUUGUGAGCUCGGACAACGUGAUUGUGGCUCGUCUAGAUGGCAGGGGAAGUGGCUUUCAGGGACAAAAGAUUCUACAGGAAGUACACAAGCGCCUGGGAGUCGUGGAGCUCCAGGAUCAACUAGCCGCUUUAGAAUACCUGAUGAAAUUUCCAUACAUAGAUCAGAACAGGAUAGGAGUGUUUGGUCGGGGUUAUGGAGGAUAUGUGACACUCCUUCUGGUGAAGUCCACUGAGAGUUUGUUUAAGUGUGCUGUGGCCAUGUCCCCAGUCACUGAUUGGACUUUACACGCCUCAGCAUUCUCAGAGCGCUACCUAGGAGUUCCUUUACAGGAUGACAGUAGGUACCAGUCCUCCAGUGUGUUACAGAAUGUGCAGGGCUUUAGAGACCAGACUCUGAUGCUUGUACAUGGAACUGCAGAUGCAAAUAUUCACUUCCAACACUCAGCUGAACUCAUUAAAAACCUGGUGAAGAUCGGAGCCAACUACACACUGCAGAUUUAUCCAGAUGAGGGUCACUUCCUGUCAGAACAAAGUCGGCAGCAUCUUUCGGCAUCGCUGAGUAGCUAUUUCAGAUCCUGCCUGCAGGAGGACAUCUUCCCACUUAGUGAUGAGGAAGAAGAAGAGGAAGAGUAGUCUAAAGAGUGCAUAAACAGCAGGACCUUUAAACACACACACACACACACACACACACACACACACACACACACACACACACACACACACACACACACACACACACAAACCAUUAUUCACACAUACAGUACCUGUAUAACACACACACAUAGACACACACGUACACCACUGUUCCCUGUAGGGUCCCACAUUACAGAGGCCUGCAGCUCUAAAUUUUUAGAUUUUAGAUAAGCGUGUGUGUGUGUGUGUGCCUGAGAAAGACAGAGAGAGAGCGAGAGCGAGAGAGAGAGAGAGAAUAGAUACUUAUGUAUAUAUGCAUGUGGGUUCAUGUGUUAAUGUUUAGACAAUAUGGAGUUUGAAAUAUGGGCCUAAAAGGUGUGUAGGUGUUGUAGAGUGUGUGUGUGUGUGUGCGUGUGCGUGUGCGUGUGUAUAUACUUGCUGAUAAUGGACAUUUGUAACUGGAAAUGAACUUGGUUGCUAGAACAACAACCGAAUCUUUCACAUAUUAAAAAUCACUGCUAUCUCAAAGCCAGAUGCUUCAAGCUUGGACCAAUCACAGCACAGGUUUUUAAAUGGAAUCCCGACAUGGCGAAUCACAGCACAGAUUGUCUGUUUGCGUGGACUUGAUCCAAUCACACAGCUGCAUGUUUGUGUUUGUUUUGUUUUGUUUUUUCUUUAAAACUGUGUAGACAUCGGGACAAAAGUGCUGCACUUUGUUACUGCACAAGAAAAUGCUCACUGUUUCCAUGGUAACAAUCCUGUACCAAGAAGAAGUGAUGUUUCCAUCAACGAGCUCUAAAUCACACUGAGAGGUUGAAACGAUGAGUUUGACUCUUGCACACACACACACACACACACACACACACACACACACACACACACACACACACACACACACACACUGAAUGGACUAAAUGCUGUAAAAUACAGACGCCCUGUCCACAAACAAAACUGUCCCCCACAGGUGAACUUUUUUGUUUCAGUAGGACAUGUUUCUGGAUCAAUAUUUCACUAUUGUAGCUCAAACAACAUUGAUUUUAACUAAUAUCUGCUAUCUGAGAUGACACCGGGAGUCAACUACUCAUUUGAAUUCACAUUCUCAUAAGUCACUUAAAACUUCCACUGCAGGUAAAUGUUGCCAUGUGCGCAGUUUUGCACAAUCUGAUGGCUUACUUUUGUUUCUUUUUUAUAUUAUUUUUUCAGUUGAUGACUUACUGACUUACUUACUUAUUUGACUUAUCUACAAAUCCUAAACCUCCGAAUGAUCACACACAUUGUCAUGGAAACACCCAACACACUCCUGAACUCUAUGCUCUAGCUGUGAUGUAUCCCCUGGUUCUAUUCAUCAUUAAUCUGUAACAAUGUGAAAUGUUUUGAUAAACUAUAAAUACUGCAUUACAUACUGCUUAAUUUAAAUGCAUGGCAUGGUAAUACUAGAAUAUGUCAGUACUGGUGCUGUUCAUAUGUGGACUUGUAUAGAAUGUAUAGAAUGUGGAAAAGGCAGCUUUUCAGCUUUUAUAUUGUUUCUGGGCUGGUUUUAUUGACAUGGCAACCGUGUUCCAAAAUAUGCUUUGCUUCCAGAAAGAAAGAAAAAUGGAUGUGUAGAUCUAUUUGUUCAUUCAUUGUCAUCACAGUCAUGAGUAUAGCAUGUUUUUGGGAAGUGGAAACCCACACAGUCAAGAACCCAAGCUAAGGAUUAAAAACUGGAUCCUUUGAGCUGUGAGGUAGUAUUACCAUUAUUGCACUGAUGGCAUCAGAUAGCAGUGAUCAGUUGUAUAUACUGUAAUAUUAUUCAAGUAACACACACACAAAAAAGUUGUUCAUCCAGGAACAUGUGCUACUUGAACAAAACACAUUGACAAUGCUAGACACCAGUUUUCAGUCAUCACUAAGCUUUUUGCACAAUUUUGUUAAGGUAUUUAAACUGCAAGCGUGUUUUAGAUUUGUCUAAGUAAAGCGCAGUUUGCACAAUUAUGUCACAGAAAAUUAAUUAAAACUAGACAGAGGAUCACACAUGGAGAUCGCGAUAGCUUUAGAGCACAGUAGUGCUUCAGAGCAAAAUGGCUUUCCGGGUAGAUGUCAUUAGUGUAGCUUAUAGGGUGAUAGAGCAGAAGCGUACACAGCAAGACGAGGGAUUGUUUUCUUUGUAAUCCUCGGAUGUAAAUGAUUAAGGUGACAGGAGCACAUUAACAGACUGUCUGAGAGCAUCAUGCUAAUAGCACCGCGUGAUAUACUGGAAGCUUCUGUAGCUUUUGUGCAAAUGAAAUACUGAAACCUGCUCAAACACAACUCGAGGACAAAUUUUACACAAUGUGAGUUAAAUCUGGAAAAAACUAAGUGAGAACAUUCUGUACCAUAUUCGCCAUGUUUAAAUCCGUAGUGCAGACAUUAAAGUCAUAGUGUGGACAGGCGCUGUGUAAGAGCGCAUGUGUGUAUAUAGUAGACUCCAGAGACGGCAGUGUGAUUUGUACAGAAAUGUGUAUUCAGUUUAUACAUACAGUAUAUUUUUGUGAUUUAUCAGAUAUCAUAGUAGUUUAGCCAGCAGGGUAGAUAUUGUCAUCAGUACAUAUCUGUGUUGAUUUGAUUGUUUAUCUCUUUUGUAAUUCAGAUUUACUGUUUCUUUCUGCUUUAUUUUUAUUCGUUUGGUUGGGAUCAGGGCGAUGAAAAGGAAGGGAGGUUGGAGGUUUGGGUCUUUCUGUCCUUGAGUAAUGACUAUAAAUAAACAGCUCAUCCAAACUGAUGCAGAAUCAGUGAUGUUAUACGUACAUUUAAUGUCAUCACCUUAUUAUGAAAAUCAUCAGUUAUUAUAUUUAUUUGAACAGAAAAAAUGUGUACGGCAAGAGAUGAAACAAACCAUGCAUGCCUAAUAGUAUGUAAAAAUCUUUUUUUAUUUUCAUAUUUUAUGCAAGUCUUUAAAUGUUUCUUUUUUUCUGGGUUGGCUAAAGAAAAUGGCAUCUUUUCAGCUAUGAGGCUUUAGCAUUUUACUGUAAAACAAGCACCCCCAAACCUGAGUUAUCCAAGUGAACUUGACUUGUCUUGGUAUUUUUUAUUUGUGUAAAGUAUUACGUUGCACUACAUUAAAUCAAUAUUUAAUUGAUUUCUGUUAAACAAAUAUCAUGACAUGCACUUAAUUUAUUUUCUAUUUUCUGUAACUAGCUCAGCUUAAUUUUUUUAACCACUGACUGAGUAUCCAUUCUAAUUGAAGUCUAGAAGCAGUUAAAUUCUAUUAAUAAACAUUUAAAAUGGGCACUGUAUAAUGUGAAUUUUAACCACAGCCGCUAAGGUAUUAGAAGACUGACAUGACCAAUUUUCUUAGCAUAGCUGUUCCUAUGUAACUCUAAAUCCCAACAGUGGAACAAUGUAGUAAAGUAAUUGCUGCUUUCCUGAAGGUUUGUAGCACUGCAUAAAACUGAACUACAUACAGUACAUUG